ACACUACUAUCAGUGGUGUUACAGACGCACAGAAGGCAACAUAGUCAGCAAGCCAACUCUUUACCUCAUAUUUUAAACGUCAUUCACCUUCUGCAUUUGUGCGAAAUGUAACUUUCCAGAUGCCCCGUGGAGAGUGGAUUUUAAACUUCAUUUUCAUCCCAUAUAACAUCUCUAAAAGACUGUGAACUAGAUGUAAGUCAUCAUGGAACCAGGGGAGAGCAAAAUCUCGGUGUGGGUAUGCCGGGAGGAGAAGCUGGUAUCCGGGCUGUCCAGGCGCACCACCUGCGCGGACGUGGUGAAGGUGCUGCUGGAGGACCAGAUCUUGCAACAAGGGGCGAGCGCGGCGAUGCUCACUGGCACCCCGCAGUCGUAUUGUAUCGUGGAAAAGUGGAGAGGGUUUGAACGGACAUUGCCUAAUAAAACUAAAAUCAUGCGCCUUUGGUGCGCCUGGGGGGACGAGCAGGAGAACGUGAGGUUCGUCCUGGUGAAGAACGAGGCGUCCCUGCCCAACAACGGACCUCGGAGCGCCGAAGCGCGGGUUGUGCUCAGCAAAGAGAGUCCCUGCGCCUACAAGGGCACCACCAAAGCCACUAUGGCGCUUUCCCAAGACAAACAGCGCCGGGUCGUGAGAAAGGCUUUUAGGAAGUUGGACAAAAUUAAUAAGAAGAAAGAAGAGACUUUAGUAAGAGACAGAUCAUCUGAGGAGAAAAUGGAGACCUUAGUGCAUCUUAUUGUUUCACAGGAUCACACUAUUCGCCAGCAGAUACAACGGAUAAAAGAGUUGGAUGGUGACAUCGAGAGGUAUGAAUCAAAGGUGCACUUUGACAGAAUGAAAAGACACGGUGUAAACUACGUGCAGGACACGUAUUUGUUGGACCAGGGAUCGGAUACUGAUUCCAGCGCGCAAACGGAGGCGUCGGAGGCUAUCGCCCAAUUUGAGCAGUACGCGUCACGGUGCGACAAGGUUAUUCAACUUCAAGAUGAACUAGUGGAGCGAGAAGCUCUUAUGGAUAUACUUACGGGCGAAAUUCAAGAGGAACUCAACCUCAGGUGGAUGAGACGGCGGCAGGAGGAACUCUCCAACAAAGACACCAAGAGUAUUGCUGAAGAAAUGGCCCUCAAGGGGACUUCAGUCCCUGAGGAGCCAGUCUCAGUUGUGCCUGACUCCCUAUCAGACAAUGAACUCCAAUUAGAAGAGGAGAGAAUCAAAACAGAACUGGAUACGAGUUUAUACAUAGGGCUGCGCUUGAACACUGAUCUGGAGACUGUGAGGAGCGACCUGGACAUGAGUCAGGAGAUGUUGGACUCGAAGGAGCUGGAGUUGAGGGAAUUACUUGAAAAGGUUCACAGAUUAGUCGAAUUAGAGGGGGAACGGUCGAAGGACAGCAAAGAUGAGCAGGUUGAAGCUGAAACUGAGCAGUUACCCUCUGAAGACAAGGGCACUGUUUGGGUAGAGCAGGCGAGAGGACUGUCAAAAACUUGCAGCACCAAUGAUGAUGACUCGGACACGGGACUGAGUUCAAUGCACAGCCAAGACUCGGAUAAUCCAACUGUUUGCGAGUCACUAGUAUGAUUCGUGUGGAUCAUUUGAUACUGUGCGAGCUCAGGGAACAUUUCAAUGUAUUCUUUCUUUAUGAGAGAUAUGUGCAUACAGAAUUUACCAGUGUAGUGUUAUGGUUGCCUCACUCUUUUAUUGCAUCAUAUACGGGUGAUUCUCACGAAACCUGUCAAGAAAAUGUUCUGGUACUAGUACUCCAAAAUCAAAAGAAACCAAAAAGAAAUUAUAUUUUUAUAAUAUAUAUAUAUAUAUAUAGAAAUGGAAUCCUAUUUUUUAUGUCCAUUACAUUUUUUACAUUGUGACAUUAUUUACACAAUAGUUAUGCUUACUUUACCCCCCAAGUCUCAUUACCGCAAUGCUAAAAAAAGUUCAUUAUAAUAAUCUCAUUACUGCAAUGUGAAAAAUAUGGUCAUUAUGAUGUUCACAUUACAACAAUGCAAAAAAUCUUAAUGGUCCUAAAUGCAGGCUUACUUUAUGCAAAUUAUACAAUUCAUGUAUUGUUUUAUUGAUUUGGGUUGAAAUAUGACCAGGACUUUUUGUGUUGACAGGUUUAUUGAAUCACUUGUGCUGUAGUAAAGCCAGCUUUGCUUAAAUCUCAGCACUCUUAAAGGCACCUCCGCUUAAAAGCGCACCUUUAUAUUUGUGAACGAAAGGAGCAGGGGCUUGUGCCCCUGUUUUGUGCACGUCAGUGGCUUGUAAGGUGCAACUUACCAAGUUGUCACUAAUUAUCCAAUGCCUAGACCAAGAGAUGUCCACUGUUUGUAGAUUCAUGUUAAAAUAUGAACACUAUUUAGACAUGUAGUUGUCUAAUUAUAUAGCCUGCUGUUAAAGAUUUAGAGAAUUAUUUAUUGUAGAAAUAUUUAGGCAAAAAAUAGCUGCAUUGUGCAGAUUUGAGGCAAUCAGUUCAAUGUCAUGUUCGCCAGCUGAGUAAUUAGAAUGAUCCACUUAUAGCUUUUGAAUGAUGCAUCGGUUGAUCCAAAAUUUUAAGCAUAAUCAAAAGAUCCUAAGCUGUGGAAACCAAAACUGUGGGAAUCAAAUUUAGGCUCAACACCUUUAAAAAAAAAAAAAAGUGUGUGCAAUGCACAGUUGUGUUUAGUCAUUCCUCUGAGGAAGUGAUGCGUGAAUCCCAGCAUUAAAUGUUUGCUUACAGUAAAGAGAAAGACUGAAGCAAUUUAUAUGAGACUGCUGCAAUUAACCUAAAUGUACUCUAGACAUAAUGGAAUUUGCCAUUAAGUCAUUGCUGCUUAUUUUUUUAUCGUGAUACCCAUUGAUUUUCUUGUCAGGAGGCACCAUUCAUCAUCAAAUGUGUUCUGUGGUUGACUUAAGUCUCUAAUCUCAUACAUAUGAAAUCUCCAUUGCAACAAAUAGGACAACAAUGGCACAAUUAUAAUGUGUAAUGCCUAAAAAAAAGUGACUGCACACUGAAAUUAUUUUAUGAAUGCUGUUCUAGAUAAUUGGUUGUUCUCUACAAAGGCACUGGUGUGAUUUCAAUCAUUAUUAAUUUAUUUAACAUUAUACACCAUGGAAAAAAGAAAAUUCUGCAAUCCUUUACCCACUUGAACACAAAAGGAGAUGUGAGAUUACCCAAAAGACAGACUGAAACUGCCGAAAACAUGUCAAAACUGUGCAUUUUGAUCCAGCAUCAUCUCAUCUGUAAGCACAGCAAAAACACAAAGUUUUUGAAGUUUCUAAUACAAUGAAAUGUCACAGAGUUCACAGAUUCUGUUGUAUAUCAAGAGGAUUUGAGUUAAGCCUUAAAUGUGAUGUUUUAAAACAGAGGAAUAAAAAGGAAAUAACCCCCCUCCUAAUCCAUUGUUAUGUUUUUUUUUUUUUUCACUUUUUCAUUUGUCGUAGCACUGGUAACAUAAGAAUUAUUGCAUUUGGAAAAGCCCAGUUAUGUUGGUGCCACACUGUGAAUACUGUAUUUGCAGAUGAAAGAAGCAAUUGUGUUAAACUGUGUUUUUAUGUUCCAUCUGUACAACCUUUAAUCAUAUAAAUAGCAUAAAUAUCAAAUUAAAGGCAAGAAGCACUGAAAUAAGUUCUGUUUAUGGUCUACUUUGUAUGCUCUAAAAUAGAGCCAAGGGAAUUGGCCAUUUACAGUAAUUUGUCAAAUUCAGAAAUGUGGGGUGUACAUGUACAGUGGGGUCAAAAGGUCGGGAAACCAUAUCGUUUUUGGAUUUCAAAUAUUUAACACAGAAAAGUUGUGAUGUAAAUAACAAGAAACAUUUCAGAUUCCAUCUUUAAUCAAAUAAGCACAUUAAUGACAUUGACCAUGUUAACUUGUUUGCACAAAAGUUUGAACAUUCUUAAAUCAUCCUGGAUAACAUUGAUCAUCAGGAUUUUCACAAACCAGCUCGAGAGCAUGCUGUCAUUAAAGCAAAAUGAGUUCAUACCAAAUGCUAAGAAAUGCUCAUUUCAUUUAUUCAGAUCAAC
Molecule: messenger RNA, 3991 nt
Organism: Xyrauchen texanus (razorback sucker)
Lineage: Eukaryota; Metazoa; Chordata; Actinopteri; Cypriniformes; Catostomidae
Gene: rassf10a
Product: Ras association domain family member 10a
Exons: 1
Coding region: 203-1573 (456 amino acids)
Biological process (GO): signal transduction
Source: RefSeq, a predicted model, not a curated record